AUGGCGCCGCGCGGCCCGAGCCGCUCCAGGCUCAGCGCCCGGCCGCCGCCCGCAGCCCGAGCCCCCUCCGCCUGGGCCGCCGGAACUUCCGGUCGCAGGCGGGCCCGCGCAUGCGCCACCGGGCGGGGGGCGGGCCCCAAGGGACAAGCCGCCGGAAGCCGCGCGCCGAGCGCCGCGAACAUGGCAGCGCCCUGCGACCUAUGGGAGUGUGAGGACCCGGGCCACUGGGCAGCCGUCCUUGCGCGCCAUGGUGAGGUGCUGCGGGCACGCUCGGGCCCCCAGAGGCGGCUGGCAGCCCUGGACCGAUGGUACCAGGAGGAGCUGCCCGCGGCCAUUGACAGCAGAGCCGAGAGGCACGUGACACGGCCAGAGCUGGAGCAGCUACUAAGCUGGAAACUGGCGAGAGGCCGCUUCCGGCCGCGCCUCCAGCAGCUGAUUCAUGCCAACCCUCCGGAGCUGGUGGUGCAGCGCUCGGCUUCAGCCUUCCGCCUCCUGCCUGAUGCGUCGGCUGCCGUCACGCAGUUAUGUGCUCUCCGCGGCGUGGGCCCCGCCACAGCUUCAGCGGUCCUGGCUGCCGGUGCUCCAGAAGUGGUGGCAUUUAUGUCAGACGAGGCAGUGGCUGCAGUGUCUGGACUGCCAGCCAUGCGCUACACCCUCAAGCACUACCUGCUAUACCUCGAUCAGGUGCAGAAGCGUGCCACUGCCCUGAACAGAGGUGGUGCGUCAGGGAUGUGGACCCCACAACGUGUGGAGACUGCACUGUGGACUUGGAUUGUGGGCCAGAAGCUGUGCCCUUCCUUGCUGCCCAACCUCCACCGCCACCAAGACACCCCUGCCAACGACGACUCUGGACUAAGAAGUACAAAACUUCAGCCCACAGAACUUGGCUGUGGCUUGGGGCCUGUCCAGCUGUCUGCAAACGCAGGCCACACAUCUCUGGAUAAUGCCCUAACCAAGCAAGAGCCAGCAGCCUCAGCAGCUGAAUAAAUAACUUGAAGUUACAGUUGA
Molecule: messenger RNA, 1008 nt
Organism: Erinaceus europaeus (western European hedgehog)
Lineage: Eukaryota; Metazoa; Chordata; Mammalia; Eulipotyphla; Erinaceidae
Gene: STUB1-DT
Product: STUB1 divergent transcript
Exons: 5
Coding region: 1-987 (328 amino acids)
Source: RefSeq, a predicted model, not a curated record